UUUGGGAAUUGCAAGUGGUGAAGUUUAGAUCGGUCUAGCACCUCAAGGUUCGACUUUGUGCAGUAUUUGACCGUAAAUGGGAGUUGUGCAACUUCAGCUGCUAGCCUUUUGUCAAGUCUCAUGCUGGCAGCCUCUCUCCGAAGCUGGCCCUUCUUUUGAUGAUAUUGAAUCAUUCAAUCAUAGCGACUUGACAUUGCUUGUUGAACGCUUGAGCUUUGUCCCGUUGCUCCUUUUCGGCAUCAUUUCCAUGAGAGGGCAGCUGAAGUCAUUGCAAGCCAGAAAGAAAGACUUCUGCCACUUGUGCCCUCAAAUGCUUUUGUUUGUCAGGCUAGCCUAACAUAGUCUAACAACUCAUGGACGUAACAUACAGUCUAGCAGUUUUGUUGCAUUUUGUCCCGCAUCUGCCCCACAAGUCCUAUGGGUCGCCCAAGUGGCACAGUCGCGACCUGUGACUCCGUGACCGGAUCCGACCGGCUGUGACCGGCGAGCGGCCAAUGUUGAGAAGAGACCCGCAUCACGCACGUCUCAAAGAGACGAAGGUGGAGCUCUCAAGGCAAAGAACUCUGACGGCCUCCAAGGAUUUGCAAUUGCAGUCGGACACCGCGAAGCUACUUCAAGCUGUAAACCUUCGCCAUCGAGAGGCAGAGCUAGCAGCGGAGCUUGAGUGUGCAGGGGCACAGCAUGAUGAAGAACUGCAGGCACAGGAGCUGCAAUUGAAGGAGCAUCACCAAAGUGAGUUGGUCAGCAAGCUGAUGCAAGCGGAGGAAGACGAACGUAAAACUUUGCAUGAGCAGGCCUUGCUGGCAGAGACGGCAUCCGUUCGAUUGCUGCGCGAUCCUAUGGCCUUUGAUGCAGAGGUCAAGGAAGAGACAAGAAGCCAAGAAGAAGAGAUGAAGAUGUCCAGACUUCAGAUGGCUGCGAUUCGAGAGGAACUCCUGAGUGCUCACGAUCAUGUGCGGAGUUGGAGGCAGGAACGAGAUGGCGAAGCUGAAGCUGCAAGUGUUGCCCAUGAGGCGUACCUGGCUGAAUCCCGGGCGUCUUUGCGUCAGCAUGAGUCUUUGAGGGCAGAGGCUCGCACACGGCUGUCAGAGGUGGCCUCGUUGGAGGACUUUCAGCGAAGCUUGGAUGCAGAAACCAAAGUCCUGCAGAAUGAGCUUGGCAAGGUGGCUUACAGCAUUGGACAGCGGGACCAUGAGCUGAAGAUCAAAGACUCAGAGCUGCAAGAGGUUCGGAGCAGUCUCGUUGGCAUUCAGGAUGAAAUGGAUGAAGUCAACACUCAGCUCAAGGUCCAAUGCCAACGUGUCCAGCGGGUGGAACGGGAAGUUUCUUUAUCCAGUGAUCUGGGUGAGAAGGUGAAGAAUAUGCGCCACAUGCUGCAAGAGUCCCACAGUGGCAUUGCACAACUUUGUAACCUAAUUAAUCAAGAGAGACAGAAACAUGAUCAAUAUCUUCAAGGGCUGAAGCAGCAAAGGCUGCGAACUGAACUCCUUUUGCAGCUUCUGCAUCACUUCAAGAAUCGCACCCAGGAGCUAGCUCCCCGAUCUAUUCUCGGAGGGGGAGAUUUCAGUGGUGUAGAUGUGCCACAAGAGCCAAUGACUCCAGAUCCACGCAUGCACGGGUAGAGCAGAAAAUAGAUAUGGCUUGGACCUCCACACUCUCAGUUCACAGUAACAAAUUUGAC
Molecule: messenger RNA, 1681 nt
Organism: Durusdinium trenchii
Lineage: Eukaryota; Dinophyceae; Suessiales; Symbiodiniaceae
Source: the annotation of a GenBank genome assembly